Molecule: messenger RNA, 1468 nt
Organism: Agrilus planipennis (emerald ash borer)
Lineage: Eukaryota; Metazoa; Arthropoda; Insecta; Coleoptera; Buprestidae
Exons: 3
Coding region: 140-961 (273 amino acids)
Biological process (GO): regulation of DNA-templated transcription
Molecular function (GO): DNA-binding transcription factor activity
Source: RefSeq, a predicted model, not a curated record
CAGUAAUGGUUGCCAAUAUGACGUCACGUUAGCAAACAACAUGAUAGUCAAUAGUACAUAGAUCAGCAACAAAAUUCCAAGAGUUACAAGUGCUUGAACAGAGGUUCAUUUAUUCUCAAAACAAGUAAUUGUCUUCAAAAUGACGUAUAAUUUAAAACGCAAGUAUUACGUUUCUGAAACAGAAUCUUCUGGAGAAGAAAAUAGCGGAGAAAAUAGUGAAGAGGCGGUUUUAAAUUUAAAGGGGGAAUUAAAAAAGAUAAAGUCUAGAGAACGUUCGAAAUGCUACUCAAGAAAUGCAAUUAUGGCCCGAGAAAAUAGACUGAAGAAGAAAAUUUAUAUGCAAAAUCUAGAAAAUGAAAAUAAUCGAUUAAAAUCAGAAAACAGGAGUAUAUCAGCCAAAUUAACAAAACAAUCAGAUGUUAUAAUACAUUUGGAAAGAGAGGUGAACUAUUUAAAGGGUAUUUUGGCCAACAGUUCAGACCUACGUCAGCUAAUGAAAAAUAUCAAUAUAUGUACAGGUAUGUCAGUCACUUCGUCGUUGCAAAACGUUUAUGUUUCUCAGGAAGAGAAAUGCUUUAAUUCUAGUAAGUUUGUUCAUCAAGAAUCAGUAGAUACGAAUUUUAAAACACCCUUGUUGUCAUCAGCAACAGUUCUACCUGAUUAUCAUCAUUCCACUGCUUCUGAAGAUGAUUUAUUCAAAACGUCAGAAUUAACAGAUGAUUUGUCUUCAUGUUUGGAGGAUGGUCUUUUUUCUGAUGUCAUCAUACCUACAAAAAAUUUAGAUUCUGAGCCUGAAGAAUCAAACUGUGAUGCAUUAAAUGAGCACAAUUACACUAUUUCAAAUGAAUUUGAGGAAAGAAAUGGAGGGAUUUGUUUGCAUGUUUCACAACAUCGUGUAUCCUUGGAAUUCUGUUCUAUUUGUAAUGAAAAUGCAGCCCAAGCAUGGAACAAGAAGAGCUAAUCUGGAGUAUAUGGUUGAAGUAUAAUAAAAUGUCUGUAUCUAUUUGUUAUAUUUUUUUUGUGAGCCUUGACUGAGCACUUUUGUGUAUAUUUUUUGACUCAGUUGGGGCAUUUAAAAUGCCUAAAUGAUUGUUUCCUUACACAAUUCAAUUUUCUACUGCCAAUUUUAACUUUUUAGGGGAGCAGUCUUAACUUACGAAGGCAGAUCAACAAGGAUGUAAUGUCCCCAAAUUUAAAAGCACAGGAGAUGUCUGUCAGUAGGUGGUAAUGAAGUCUCCAGAAUUUGGUACAAGUGCGUCAAAAGUAUUAAAAACGUAUCGUUCCAAUUAAAUGUUAUAAAAAGCAAAUAAAAAGUUUUUAAGUUAAUUAUCACAGUAUAAACUCUUGGAUAAUGAAUUUUUUAUUUUUAUGAUAGUAAAAUUGAAAUUAAUAAUUAAAAAUAAGAAAGAAAAUUUGGCAUAUAGUAAUUGCUGUUUAUUGAAUCGUUGGUUUUUUUGUAUGCAAACUG